CUCCGACCUCCCGCCAUGGAUCCGGCGCCGCAGUCCCACCCCAUCCUCGCCUACGUGCUCUCCCGCAUCCCCACGCUCUCCAAGCCCAGGCCCUCCGCCGGCGGCGACUUCGACAUCGAGCAGCCGCACCCGCAGACGCCGACCCCGCGCUCGCCCUCGCUCGGCGAGUUCGAGCUCGUCGAGCGGAUGCCGGGCCUGCGCCACCCCGCCGUGCUCCACGCCAUGUCCCGCGCCGUCGCCGACGUCUCCGCCGCGCGCGCCGCGCUCCAGGACCUCGGCCCGCGCCCCGACCACGAGCUCGUCGACUCCUCCCGCGCCCUCCUCGCCGCCGCCGCCGCCGCCGGCGACGGCGCGCAGCGCAUCAUCGAGGCCGACCUCGACGCCUGCCGCGCGGUCGCCAAGCUCGACGAGACCCACGACGCCUACGAGGCGCUGCUGCACGAGGCGGAGGCCAGGCUCGAGAAGGUGUACCGCACGGCCAUGGAGGGGCGGGACCUCGAGGAGGCCGAGGGCAAGGACGAGUCGGCCGCGGCCGAGGCGGCGGGGGAUGCGGCGGUGCAGGAGGAGGUCGUCGCCGUGCUGAAGCAGGCCCAGGAGGGCAAGCCGGUGGACAGCGUGCGCCUCGUGGAUCGCAAUCUGCGCUACCUGCCCGAGGCGUUCGGAAGGAUCCAGGGCCUUCGCGUGCUCGACGUCUCGCACAACCAGCUCCAGGUUAUUCCAGAUGCUAUAGGAGCACUUGAACAUCUUGAAGAGCUCCGUCUCGCAUCCAAUGCCUUGGUUUCUCUUCCUGAUACCGUUGGAUUACUAUCCAGUCUGAAGAUUCUAGAUGUGUCAACUAACAAGCUGAGAACACUGCCAGACAGCAUCUCAAAAUGCAGGUCACUGGUUGAGCUCAAUGCAAGCUACAAUGGGCUCACUUAUCUGCCAACAAAUAUUGGCUUUGAACUGGUUAAUCUGCAAAGGCUCUGGGUCCACAUGAACAAGCUGCGAUCUUUUCCAUCAUCUAUAUGUGAGAUGCAGUCACUAUACCUCCUGGAUGCGCAUUUCAAUGAACUCUGUGGUCUUCCAUCUGCCAUAGGGAAACUUUCCAGUCUUGAAAUCCUCAACCUGAGCAGCAACUUCAGUGACAUGAAGGAGCUCCCUUUCUCAUUUGGUGACCUGCUGAACCUGCGUGAGCUUGACCUCAGCAACAACCAAAUCCAUGCUCUUCCCGACAGUUUUGGCCGGCUUGAUAAGCUAGAGAAGCUCAAUCUGGAGCAGAACCCUCUGGCCAUGCCACCAGCGGAGAUUGUGAACCAAGGUGUAGAUGCGGUGAAAGAAUAUAUGUCAAAGAAGUGGCUUGAUGCGUUGCUCGAGGAAGAGGAGAAGAGCAUGGCAGCAGCAGAGAGCAUGCAAGCGUCGACUCCCAAGGCUUGGCUGGCACGCAGUGUCUCCUGGGUCUCGGAUGUUUCCGGGAGUCUUGUUGGUUAUGUCAAUGGUGGUCAGAACAAGUUGGAGAAAGACGCGAUCCUGGACCAGCAGUUCUGAAAGCUCAAUUUGCAUGUUGAUUGAGCAACAUGUGUACAUACUAUAAAACUCUUGACCAAGAAAUCAUUUUGUGUUCCUGGUGACUCUAAGAGAUGCAUACACAUCCUUCCAAGCCCUGUCCCCGAAGGCAAGCUCAGGUGUUUGUUUUUCCAUUUUAACUCCACUUGAUGGUCAUUUUCUUCGAAGGUUCCUGUUGUGAUAUUGUCCAAUAAUAUAGCUGAAACUUGUGUGAGGCAUACUACUAUUUGGUUAUUUGCAAUGCAAGCUGUGCACUUUGCUUGCUG
Messenger RNA from Lolium rigidum, 1811 nucleotides. RefSeq names its product plant intracellular Ras-group-related LRR protein 3-like. The transcript has 3 exons. NCBI's taxonomy places the organism in Eukaryota, Viridiplantae, Streptophyta, Magnoliopsida, Poales, Poaceae. Gene Ontology annotation, molecular function: protein binding. Bases 16 to 1527 code for a protein of 503 amino acids. The record is from RefSeq and is a predicted model, not a curated record.